This is a messenger RNA of Daphnia pulicaria, 4665 nucleotides long. RefSeq names its product casein kinase I-like (gene gish). Lineage: Eukaryota; Metazoa; Arthropoda; Branchiopoda; Diplostraca; Daphniidae. The transcript is spliced from 14 exons. Bases 139 to 2049 code for a protein of 636 amino acids. Gene Ontology annotation, biological process: peptidyl-serine phosphorylation; endocytosis; positive regulation of canonical Wnt signaling pathway. Gene Ontology annotation, cellular component: plasma membrane; nucleus; cytoplasm. Gene Ontology annotation, molecular function: ATP binding; protein serine/threonine kinase activity. The record is from RefSeq and is a predicted model, not a curated record.
UCUAGGCAGUCAGCCAUUUACAUUACUUUUGCCGGAGAGCGGAGAGAUCAGACCAGAGCACAACUAAUAAGAGUUAUGACGGAUUUCAUCUUGACCGUCGACUAAGAGCAAUUGAAAUUCUCAAAUGUUUGGCUCACUAUGAGCAAGAGAGAUCUGUGGGGCGACAGGCACCCAGAUUGCCCAGAAAGGCAGCAAUUGCGACCAGACCAGGACUUUACCAACGAAGAGGAUAACAAUUUUGGAUCCCAAUCGCAAUUACUGGGUUCUGGAGGUGCUGGUGGCAAAGGAGUCAAGAGUGGGGGAGGUUUGGCCUCCACCACGGCAACUUCAGGGGCCCAAGGGCCCAUUAUUAACCUACGGUUGGAACCUCUUACCUCUGCCAGCCUUAGUCUUGGCAGAGGACUAACUCCUGCUGGUUCAGAACAAUAUCUUGGUGGUAGUAGUGCUGCUCUUACUGCGACAGCUGCACUCUCUGCUGGAGGACUUGGGAAUACACCUGGAGCAAUCAGUGCUGCAUCUUUAGCUGCCAAUACAAGCACCACCUUUGCUGGACCCAGCACAAUGCAGUCAUCCAGCUCAGCAGUAGGUGGGGGUGCUGGGACUCGACAGAGUAGCAGUUCUACGGCAUCGACCUCUUCGUCGGGAGUGUUAAUGGUGGGACCCAAUUUCAGGGUUGGCAAAAAGAUUGGUUGCGGUAACUUUGGCGAAUUGAGAUUAGGCAAGAAUUUGUACAACAAUGAACAUGUGGCCAUCAAAUUGGAGCCCCUUAAAUCGAAGGCGCCCCAACUUCACCUGGAGUAUCGAUUUUACCGGAUGAUGGGGCGUCGCAGUACCACAACUGGUUUACCUGAAGUCUACUAUUUUGGACCUUGUGGCAAGUACAGUGCACUGGUCAUGGAGCUCAUGGGUCCCAGUCUGGAAGAUCUUUUCGACUUGUGUGGUCGGAGGUUUUCUUUGAAAAACGUCCUUAUGAUUGCCUUGCAGUUGAUUGAUAGAAUAGAGAUGGUGCACAGGCACGAUCUAAUCUACCGUGAUGUAAAACCGGAAAACUUCCUUAUCGGCCGGAGUCAUAAUAAAAAGGACAAAGUCAUCCACAUCAUCGAUUUUGGUCUGGCAAAAGAGUAUAUUGAUGCAGUCACCAAUAAACACAUCCCUUACCGGGAACACAAAAGUCUGACGGGCACAGCUCGGUACAUGAGCAUCAACACUCAUCUUGGCAAAGAGCAAAGCAGACGAGACGAUUUGGAAGCUUUGGGACACAUGUUUAUGUAUUUCUUGCGUGGUAGUUUGCCAUGGCAAGGCCUUAAAGCCGACACUCUGAAGGAGCGCUAUCAGAAAAUCGGCGAAACAAAGAGGGCCACUCCCAUUGAGGCUCUGUGUGAAGGCUACCCUGAGGAAUUUGCUACCUACUUACGGUAUGUCCGGAGGCUAGACUUCUUCGAGCGACCAGAUUACAAUUACCUUCGUAAACUGUUCCGCGAUCUCUUUGACCGGAUGGGUUAUAUCGACGAUAACGAGUUUGACUGGACCGGCAAAACCAUGCCAGCCAAUCUGACUCAAUUGCGAGCCCUUCGUAAUGCACCACCGUCUGAUGGUACUCACACGGGAAAGUCAACUCCGGUGGGAUCCGUGUCAACUAACCAGGAGGUGAUUAUAUCACCCAACAGGGAACGACAUCCAGCCACAAACCGGGACAUUUUCGAUGGCGAAGAAGAUGAGGAAGAGGAUGAUGUUGAUGAUAUCUUCCUCGUUGUUCAGCCGACUGGUGCAGCUAAAACGGGUUGGGCUGAAGGGGUGAAGGCGUCAGCGGCUUCGGCAGGUACUUCCGGUGGACCUGGAGGAAACCUACUAGGAGGGACGUUGACUCCAGCCGAUCGGCACGGAUCCGUCCAGGUGGUCUCAUCUACCAACGGAGAUUUGGGCGGCGAUGAUCCAGCCGGCCACUCACACACCCCCAUCACGGCGCAACCUGAAAUCGAAAUGGCUGAAGAGACCAAAUGUUGCUGUUUCUUCAAGCGAAAGAAGAAGAAAUCAUCUCGACCCAAGUAGAUGGGGGCAAAAAGAGGAAACGAAAUCGAUCCCUCUUCCGUGCUUAACACUUAUGUUUUCCCCCCCUACCACGACCACCACACGACUACAACCACUUUUCCCUCAUGAAAUGUGACACACAUUCUCUCUCUCUCUCUCUCUCUCGCGACGUUCUCCUGUCCAACAGCGAAAAUUGCCCACAGGGAGAAGAUGAAGUAGAAGCAGCAGCAGCAGCAGCACGUAACGUGAGGAAGCAGUGAGAAGCUCUCGGCUGUACAUAAACCUAACGCAAAAAGCUUAAAGUGUUUUGAUCCUUGAAUUGAAGGGAUGGAAGAGAAGGAAAAGGAGGACGUCUUCCGAUUUGCCUCACUGCGGACCUUGCUGUGCACCUCACCUCUUAACCAUUCUCUUUAUCUCUCUCUCUCUUUGCAACACCAACAACAUCCAUCGAAUGAAAAUGAUUUUUUAGUCUGCACUCGGCGCCGUGUGCUUUGGCCCCUAAACCGUGACCGGGAUGGUGUGUGCAUGCGACCAUUUUCUGUUCUCGUGAGGUCAAACAAAAUAAUGGAAACGCCGCAAAAGGAGAAGGAAGAUGAAAGAAUGAUGAUGAUUUUUCUGUUUUCUCAAGUGCUCGCAUUUCGUCCGGCCCUCAUAUAUCUGUGUGUGUGUGUGUGUUUCUUCUUUCGUUGCUGCGGAUCGGCUUUUUUUCUUUCUUCCUCCGCUUCCUUCUUCAUUUGGGACCAAAUUCAGGCGGCCCCCUGUCGAUUCACACCCACAUCAUCAUCCAUUUAAAAUUCGGCUCCGCCCUUCUCCCAAAAGGAAAACUCCUGAACGAGAGAGAGAGAGAGAGAGAAAAAGAGAAACAUCAAGAAACUUGUGUGUUUCGUGUUUCGCGUGUGGGGCAUUCAAAUUCUCCCAAAAAGUAUUCCUUCUUCUCUCUCUCUCUUUUUCUCCGCAUCUCUUCAAUUUGUUAUGACAAGUUGUUGUUGUUGCACGGAGCCUCGCGUGUGAUAAAAAGAAAAAGACUUGAAAGGAUGAAGAAGAAAAAGGGAAAAAUGUGUGCGGCCCUUAACCCUCCUCCACUCUCCCUCCUCUUCACAUGUUGUUAGCAGCCAACACAUAAACGAAGAAAUGGAUAAAAUUUAAAAACGAAACGAAACUGAUGAUGAUGGAGGAAAUGUGCGUGUCUGGUGGUGGCCGUGUGUAAGUGUGACUCUCCGUCGUCUUUUUUUGGCCUGGACAAAAAGAAAAAAGGAAAACAAGAUGUUGUGUGGUUAGGUGCAAAACUUGUGUCAAUCAUCUCAUCAUCUCCGACCGCCAUUCCGUCCGCCUAAAUAAUCACCCAUUUUCUUUUUCCUCCAUUUACCCCCUCCAUCCCUCAUCGCCCUGUUUGUGUGUGUGUGUUGUGUGUUUGUUUGUACUUAUCCUGACGGCACUGGCUCCCGCUCAACAUCGAUGUGCUGCAAUUAUAGCCACCUCCUCGCCAGGAAUAUCCAUCUCGCCGGAUUUUUAAAAUAACAGAAAAGCCUGGCCUUUAGAAGGAACCAGUCGAGAGGAUCAAAUUCUAAGGGAGAAACAGAGAGAGAGAGAGGGAAGAGGAGGUUUUGAUGUCGUCACCUGUAAGUGGAUGAAUUGAAGAAAGGCUAAGAAGAAAAGAAACGAAACAAUUUGAUGAUGUAAACUAUAUCAAGUGUCUGUGUGUUUUUCUUUGCUACAAGCCUCUGCAAUCGUGAGCGUGUGUGUGUGUGUGUGCGCGCUGGUGUGUAUGAUGUAAUAACUGUGUUUCGAUGACGGUUAUAGAGUGUCGUCGAUACACUCCCCCCCCCCCCCCCCUCUUUUUUUUCCAGCCGAAUAUCGGCCCCGUCUUGGCUACUUCACUCUUUUGACGACGACACGCAAAUUUCAUUUACCAGAUUCCGCUGCAACACUUUCUUUUUUCUCCUCCACCACAUACACACACACACACAUAGGAUCUACACACACAUGUAUUACUACUAUUACUACUGCUGCUGCUUUUGUGCGUUAGUCUCUCCGAUCGAAGGUUUUGUUUGUUUGCUUAACUGAAUUUUUUUUGUGGCAAUUCAAUUCCCCCCCUAUUUGAAAAUUUGUUUGAUUUUUCCUAAUUUUGGGCUUUCGAGUAAGAAUGAUUUUCUUUGAUAGAUGAAAAGGGGAAACACACACACACAGACGAGUUUGCUGAGGGACGGGGGUAGGAUUAAUUGAUUUUCUUUUAGUUUUCUCCUCUUGUUUCGAUUUUCAUUGAAAUUCCACAAAUGUGACAGAACCGGAUGUUGUUGAUUUCGGGGAGGGGUGAUUUUUUUUGUUCCUGGCUCACGCUGGAAUAGAAAGGAAAAGACGAAACUAAAAGCAUGGAUCACGUGUUUGUUCUCUACCACCUACCCUCCUCUUGUGUCUCGUUCCUCCACCCCUUUGAUUAUGUAUGGAAUUGAUGUAACAGUCAUCAUCAUCAUAAACAGGGGGAAAAGAAGAUGAAAUUGUGUGUGAAAAUGUGCGAGUCGUUCGUCUCUUGUUUCGAUUUUUUUAUUGAUUAAUUAAAUAUUAUUACCUCUGUCUGUCUGUCCGCCAUCGAACCGACAUGUUAUCAUCAUCGAUGGAUUCGAUUCGAGAAAAACAAAA